GAUUGACCGGCGCGGCGAAACAACUAAAUGAUAAAUCUGUACUUAUUUGAAUGCCACUUGUCCUUACGAUGACUACAAAUAACCCAGCAGGUCACCAUCUUGUUCUCAUUGAUGCUUUAAAUCUGGAAAGUGAAUCAGAAGACUCAAAUUCAGCAGAAUCUCUUGCUUCAUUAGAAAGUGAUUCCGAAGAACGACCACCCGAGAAGAUACUCGCUGAAAUAGUGGGGAAGAACAACCACAUCUGGUAUCUCGUCAAGUGGAGAGAUUGUCCUCUUUUAUAUUCCAGCUGGGAAGGAGAAGCGUGUUUUGAAAAUUAUCCUUGGGUUUUCGAUCAGUGGCUAGUUAAUAAGCAGGGCCAAAAAGAAGGAAAAAUUCAGCCUUUUGACUUGCAAGCUUUCGAUCAAGCCUGCAAGGACCUCGACCUAGCAGAGAGGCAACGAAGAAUUCUGAGACGGUUCAGAAGAAAAGCUAAACGACUUCUAUCGAUUGUAGCUGAUUGAAUAGCUCAUUCGAAAAGAGUUAUUAUUCUAUUCGAUAUACAUCUCAUAAUCAAUUAUAAAUUAAAAUGGUUA
Molecule: messenger RNA, 572 nt
Organism: Botrytis cinerea B05.10
Lineage: Eukaryota; Fungi; Ascomycota; Leotiomycetes; Helotiales; Sclerotiniaceae
Exons: 1
Coding region: 51-500 (149 amino acids)
Source: RefSeq, a predicted model, not a curated record